This is a messenger RNA of Leishmania braziliensis MHOM/BR/75/M2904, 2061 nucleotides long. RefSeq lists its product as hypothetical. Gene Ontology annotation, cellular component: PAS complex; endosome membrane. Gene Ontology annotation, biological process: phosphatidylinositol biosynthetic process; positive regulation of kinase activity. The transcript has a single exon. The record is from RefSeq and is a predicted model, not a curated record. Lineage: Eukaryota; Euglenozoa; Kinetoplastea; Trypanosomatida; Trypanosomatidae. The coding region runs from base 1 to 2061 and encodes 686 amino acids.
AUGAUGGCUGACCCGCUUGCCCUACAAGCGACGCGGAAGGCCCUCAUCGAAGGAAAGGCUGAUGCUCGCAGCAGGGCCGCACAGGCGAUUUCAUCACGCACCUUACAACUCUACAAGGAUGUGCCGACUACCGAAGCGGAAGAAGUGCUGGUGCUCGAAUUGCGCAGCGUGGGAGAUCAGCUGCUGCGCAACACCGCAGCAGUCUACCGCCGGGCUGGUCUGAUAUGUGUGCGCGCGGUGUGUGCUGGUCUUCCACACCAUCCGCUGGGCAGCAACCUGCUCAUCCACUUACUGGACCCUGUGCUGCGCAGCAUGGGCGACGCGGAUCCAAUCGUCCGCAUUGCCGCCAUCGAGGCUUGCUACGAACUUGUGCGCCACCACGGUGUGGAGGCGUGGGCGGCGCGAUUCACAGACCUUUUCACUGCGCUCUCCAUCGCUGUGAGCGACCGUGACAAGCGCGUCUUUCUGCUAGCCGAAGAGGUGUCGUGUACGUUGAAAGAGUCAGUGAGCCGCAGCGGGGCUGCUGCGGUGGACAUCAACGCCUUUGCCUCCUUUGUAUGCGAAACGCUAGGCAGCCACACCUCGGCGUCGAGAUCGCUUGUAGUCGACGUGGGAGCGGCGGUAUCGCAAUGGGUCCUCCAAUGGCUGCGAUUUGUGCUCGAACUGCCCGGCUGCCACUUCGCUGCCUCUAUGGCGUCACUCCUUCGCGUUUUGCUUGCCGCCUCCGACAGCAACGACACGAACGUGUUCGACAUUCUGUGUGAAUGCCGGCAAGGCGUCUCACAGCACUACUCGGCGGAGACGGCAGCGAAUGUAUGCGAGGUGGUCGACAUCCUGUGCACAAGCGUGCACGACGCAACAUCUGCACGGACGCGCGUGUUUUGCCUGGAGUGGCUGUCGGAGCUUGUCCACCUCGGAAUUGGCGACGACGUUUUUCAACGUCACCUCUCCUGUGUUCUGCAAGCGACGCUGCCGGAGCUGAGCUCGCACGAUGGCGCCACACGUGCAGCGGCAGUGACGGCCAACCAGGAAGUGCAACAUGCGAUUGUGCCUGUCGGGGCCAGCAUAUCGGCCGGAGUGGCUGAUCUUCUUCUGCGGAGCGUGUUGGAGUUGCUUGAUAGUGGUGCUGGAGAGGAGACGCUCAUUGGCGGACUAGAAUGGCUCCUUAUUCUGCACCACCUUGCUCCUUCCACGUCAGAAAACCUACUCAACAAUGUGCUAGAGACGAUCACCGUGUUGCUGGACGUCGCUGCAGAGAGCGUUGCGCUCCGGGCUACCGAGGUGGCAUGCGUGCUCACGAGCAACGGCCACUUUUCAGAAGUGGUUCAGCUCGUCCUGCAGCGGCUGCUGCACCACAAUCGCGACGGACUGCUGCUGCGUCGAUUCCCCGAUGUAGUGCGCCGCCUACAUACGCUGCGAAGCAGACUCGAGGGGGAAGACGUCAGAGAAAGUGUUCUCGUCCACUUCGCACGCGCGCUCUCUGACAUCACCGACUUGCGAUUCGUGAGCAAGGUGGUGCUCUCCCUCCAAUCCAUGCUGGCCACCUUCCCUGAGCUCGACGAUGUUCGACUGCUGCUGCGCCGCGGGCUGACAAACACCGCCACGGCGGAGAUGUUCUCGGCGCUGCUGCAGUGCUGGCGCUACAACGCCGUGGCGCUGCUCUCGCUGGGGCUCCUGUGUCGUCACUUCGUCUUCACCCGGCGCAUCUGUGAGCACCUUGGGGAGGGUGAGAUGUCUGUUGCCACGUACGUACAGCUCGACCACUUAGUGCAGCAGUUAGAGUCCUCCACCUUUACCUUUUUGCGCGUGUCCUUGUUGCGCCCCAUGUCGUGCCCGGCGCUGGUGCAGACGCUUUACGUGCUGCUGCUGCUUCUCCCCCAAUCCUCACCUCACUAUGCAACGCUUUCCCGGCGGUUGCAGCCUGUUACCGUUCUUGUGCAGCUGGACAAGAUGGCUUCCGAGCCCCUCACAGCAGAAGCCCAGGCCGACGUGCCUGGGUCCGAUUGGGACCACUAUAUAGCUGCUCAAGAAGCGCUUCUGCAGUAUGAGCAAUCAUUAUGA